Sinocyclocheilus grahami is the source of this 989-nucleotide messenger RNA. RefSeq names its product lysosome-associated membrane glycoprotein 1-like. Gene Ontology annotation, cellular component: plasma membrane; late endosome membrane; lysosomal membrane. The record is from RefSeq and is a predicted model, not a curated record. The annotation marks the transcript as partial. Lineage: Eukaryota; Metazoa; Chordata; Actinopteri; Cypriniformes; Cyprinidae. The transcript has 4 exons. Gene Ontology annotation, biological process: establishment of protein localization to organelle.
GCUGAUGUUCCGCCUACUGUGGUCGCCCCUGAAACCAGCUCUCCUCCAGCUUCUCCUGCAACCCCUGGACCCCCCGAGCGAGGCAGCUACAAUGUCACCAAUGCCACUGAUGCUGGCUGUCUCUUGGCACGGAUGGGACUGCAACUCAACAUUAGCUUUAUUUCGAGCUCUCAUGGCAAAACUGUCCAGGAGGUCUUGAACCUGCAUCCAAACCUGGUUAAAUUCUCUGGAUCCUGCGAUCCAGACAGUGCAACUCUCAUACUCACUGAGGACAACAUUACUCUGACUUUCAGCUUUUCUUUGAAUUCCACAUCAAACAAGUAUCAUCUUAGUGGGUUGGAGUUGUCAGCUGCAUUGCCUGAUAUGGCUAGUAAGUCAUUUUUUUCACCACCAUCUCCCUUUCUCUCCUCUUGCUCUGUCUCUGUUCUAGCUGAGGAGUGUGAUCUAGAUGAGGACGACAUGUUGAUUCCCAUUAUUGUGGGUGCUGCAUUGGCUGUUCUAGUGCUCAUCGUGAUCCUGGCCUACCUUAUUGGCAGGAAGAGAAGUCAUGCGGGCUACCAGACCAUCUAACCUCAUGUAAUCUUCAAGCCAGGAUGUGUAGGCACCACCGAUUUCUGCUCUCAUCUGGACUCAACAACACUACGACAACUGCAGCUGCCUAGUUUUUAACCCGCCCUGCCCUCUGCUGGUGUCUCACCCUGCCACCGCUCAGGUGGACCUGCGCUUCCUGGACUUUUUGUUGUAUUAUGUUAAACAUAGUAUAAUUAAUGCAUACUUAAGGGUGCAGGGAAAAAAAUCAAAGGUGUGUUUGAGGCUCUAGGUCAUGCUAAGUUAUUGUUUCCAGGAACCAGAUUAUUCUUAUCUAGAGGAAUGCCUGGUGUUUGUUGUUAUUUAGGCAUAAUCUGGGUUAGAAAGCAUAUGAUCUGUUUGGUACCUCAUAUUCUUACAUUUAACCUCAUGCGUUUAUUUAUAUAAAUACAAGGAUUUAG